GAGGUUCUCCGUGCAGCGAUGUGCCCGCUGCCACCUGGGCAUCUCCGCCUCCGAGAUGGUCAUGCGCGCCCGCGACGCCGUCUACCACCUGAGCUGCUUCACCUGCUCCACCUGCGGCAAGACGCUGGCCACGGGCGACCACUUCGGCAUGAAGGACGGCCUGGUCUACUGCCGCGCGCACUUCGAGAGCCUCCUGCACGGCGAGUUCCCGGCGCCGCUGAGCUACACCGAGCUGGCGGCCAAGGGCGGCGGCCUGGCGCUGCCUUACUUCAACGGCACGGGCACCGUGCAGAAGGGGCGGCCCCGCAAGCGGAAGAGCCCGGCCCUGGGAGUGGACAUCGUCAAUUACAGCUCAGGUUGCAACGAGAACGAGGCCGACCCCCUGGACCGCGACCAGCAGCCCUACCCGCCCUCGCAGAAGACCAAGCGCAUGCGCACCUCCUUCAAGCACCACCAGCUGCGGACCAUGAAGUCCUACUUCGCCAUCAACCACAACCCGGACGCCAAGGACCUCAAACAGCUCGCCCAGAAGACGGGCCUUACCAAGCGAGUGCUGCAGGUUUGGUUCCAAAACGCACGAGCCAAAUUCCGAAGGAACCUCUUGCGGCAGGAGAAUGGGGGUGUGGAUAAAGCCGAGGGCCCGUCGCUCCCAGCGCCGCCCCCCGACAGCGGCGCGCUCACCCCGCCCGGCCCGGCCGCCCUCCCAGACCUGGCCGACGCCCCCCUCACUGUAGUGACCGCCGUGCCCUCGAGCAUGGACAGCCGCGAGCCCUCCAGCCCCUCCCAGACCACCUUAACGAGCCUUUUCUAA
Messenger RNA from Myotis lucifugus (little brown bat), 811 nucleotides. Its product is annotated as LIM/homeobox protein Lhx9-like. Lineage: Eukaryota; Metazoa; Chordata; Mammalia; Chiroptera; Vespertilionidae. Gene Ontology annotation, biological process: neuron differentiation; regulation of transcription by RNA polymerase II. Gene Ontology annotation, molecular function: DNA-binding transcription factor activity, RNA polymerase II-specific; RNA polymerase II transcription regulatory region sequence-specific DNA binding. The record is from RefSeq and is a predicted model, not a curated record. Gene Ontology annotation, cellular component: nucleus.